Annulohypoxylon maeteangense is the source of this 3542-nucleotide messenger RNA. RefSeq lists its product as uncharacterized. Gene Ontology annotation, molecular function: ubiquitin conjugating enzyme activity. Bases 325 to 3321 code for a protein of 998 amino acids. Lineage: Eukaryota; Fungi; Ascomycota; Sordariomycetes; Xylariales; Hypoxylaceae. The record is from RefSeq and is a predicted model, not a curated record. The transcript has 2 exons.
CUUAUCGUACCAACUCGAGCGCCUUACCGCAUCCACGACAGCUUGCUCGUUUAUAAUUCCAAGUUCCAAUAUUCUCUAGAAUGGCACAGAAAUCUCAUCGCUAAUCAGAGUCUCUUAGGUUUCAUCCUCCAUUGCUCCUAAGGGCACCAGAGUAGGCUUGAAGUGGCGUCAGAUUGCCCGGACCAUCCAAUCUACCCAUGUGAGGUGGCUUUCUAAAGCCUUAUGGUCGUCGAAUGUGACCAGCAGGUGUUUACCGAGAGGAUUUGUAUCUCAUUUCUGAAUGGAUCCUAUCGCAACUAAGCAGCUUUGCGAAGUCCUUUCAUCAUGGGUCCCAAUUUAGAGACAUUUAAGAACAUAUCGAAUCGGAUUACUCGUUUCCGACACCACAGAAAUCAAGAGAUUACCGACGACAACAACCACAUUAGCAAGAAGUCGUCUCAGAAUCCGAAUCAAGCAUCAGCCUCAGCUACGACUUCGCUAGCCGCUAACCAGGUCCAAUCUAAGAAAGGUUUAGGGGCGUUUCCUCCACCUCAUACGCCAUCUGCGAUGCCUUCAACCCAAGGACACACCUUAUCGCAGCCGUCGAAAUCAUCGCCUAUGGCGGCCAAUAAUCCAGCACCCCCUAACAUGGCAUCCUCUUCGUUGUUUCCUGGUCCAUCUAAUGCCUUCCUCGUUGCAAAAACAUCUUUUGGUGAAAAUUUGCAUAAGUCUACAUCAAAAGGACAUGGCAUGCACAGCAACGACCAAAAAGGCAAUCUCGGUAGCCGAUUUAACCCUAUUGACUUAACCGAUACUUCGACUACUCAUUCGACAUAUAACCCUUUUCAGUUCCCUGACUAUUCUGAGUCUUCCACUGGAUCUUUCGGGACAACGAAACCUAUUCAUCCAACACCUUUAUGGUCUUCGUCAUUUCAGGCCAAUCCGUUUCUUCCUCCCCCUCUCAACCCUACAACCCCAUCGACACAGGAAAAGUCUCAUCCGGGCAGUCCGUGGGAAUUUAUAAACCAGCUCCCGGAUAAUUUAGUCCCACCCCCUGUGUCGGACUUUCCGUCCGCGUCGGAACUCUUGGCUUUGCCUAUGACGGAUAAUUGGUUUAUGCAGACACCACAGUUCGGUAGUUACCUGCAACCACCGGGACAAGCCAUCGGCCAGAGUACUUCGGCCGAUAAGAUGCCCGCUCAGCAUAUGGGCGUGCCAUGGGGUUGGGCAGGACACAACGCAGCUUUCCCGAUUCCUUCAACUGAGCUGUCAAAGGAGCCUGGAGCUGAUAAGAUGGUAAUAGAUGUCGAAAGUCCCGGGAAUAGCAGCGAGUCCUCGGCAGACCUUGAACAGUUUCCGGAGGACAAUGUCGCGGUUAAUUUGGCUUUGAAGGAGUUGGAGCCGUUACAAGAAUUCGUUCGCGGGUGCCUUGGCCAAACCUGUUCUAGGUGUAGCAGAAAUAUCAAGAAUAAGCCCAAGCCCAUGGAGCCUAAUGAUGUUGUGAAGAUGACUACGGGGUGGACCAAGGCUGGAGGGAAAGUACUGCUAGGUGUGUCAUGCCAGAACGUAUUUUGCACGGUGUCGACGUGUCUCGGCUGUGGGAGGGCGGUCUCUUCUGUCGCAACGAACGGAUCGAAUGCUGAGCUUUAUAUCUCCGGAACAAGGAUCACUGUAAGAUGGUGCUGCGAUGCCGGACGACUUGCCGCAAUCUGGGCCCUUGCUUGUGGUUGGGACGCCCCAAGUUGGAAGUCUCGGACCGUGACCCGCGUCGUUGGCAAGGUUCGAGAACGAACCAAUGCCAAAUCCGCCGUGGCGCAGAAUUCACUAGUGCCAUCAAAUUCUCAAGCCAAUGCGAGAGGAGUUGGCUAUGGUGGUGGUGGAAGAUUAGAGUAUUUCCCCUUCCCCUACCUCGGACGAUCGCAUACGCGCCCCACACCCAAGAAGCCCGUAGAUGUCCAAGAGUAUCUUCUACAUGAGGCCUACUUCAGGCUUGUGGCUGUGUUGCUUCCGUCCUAUACACGGGCAAGCCCUCUUGACGUCUCGCCGCCUACUUUCCUCGCACAUAUGCUCUCGCGCAGUCCACUUAUAGAAAAGGCUGCAACAAUGCUAAGCAAUGAUUCUAUUGGUGAGAUUGCUCGCCAGUACCAGGUCCAUGAUGCCGUACUAGACCUUUUUCAUACUCUAGGAAGUCACCCAGUGACUGCAGACUUAGUUUAUAACGACCGCAACCUGUAUCAUCCAAAAGGCGGAAGUUUACUAGAGGUUUCCGUCGGUCCCAUGAAAAGCAAGAGUAGGAUUGUCGCCAAGGACACCGGCAAAUCUCUUCUCGCGUUGUUAGACAAGUUGGCAGCUCAGUCCCUGACGGUUCUCCGACACGCUAAGACUAACCGCGCCGAAUUCCAGAAUGGCGAGGGAAAGAAUUUACUAAACAUCAGCCAGCGAAUAAGCCAACUCUGCACAGAGCACGAAGCCAAUAUGCAACGGCUCCGCACUACGAUGGAGAUAAGUGAAGACAAACCGGAGGUCAACUUUGCCGAAUGGCACCGCGAGAAUUGCGUUAGCGAUGUCGAAGACGAGAUCCUCAUGCAGGACUUCGCAUGCGCACGGGAAGCAGGACGAGCAGUCAAUACCAUCCCAGCUCGUGGACGUAUGAAGAGAUUGAUCACAGAAUUAUCGACACUGAAGACGUCGCUGCCGGAAGGAAUCUUCAUCUGCCAUGGAUCUUCCCGACUCGACAUCAUGAAGGUGUUGAUCAUUGGACCCAAGCAUACCCCUUACGAGCACGGCCUGUUCGAGUUCGACUUAUACUGUCCCCUAGAGUACCCUAACUCACCACCCUUAAUGAAAUUCAAGACGACGAACAGCGGUAAGAUUCGUUUCAACCCCAACUUGUAUGAAGAUGGCAAAAUAUGCCUUUCCCUGCUCGGUACGUGGGCCGGGGAGCCUUGGAGAGCCGAUCAAUCCACUAUACUCCAGGUUCUUGUCAGCAUCCAGUCCAUGAUACUCUGCGAGCAGCCAUGGUACAACGAGCCGGGUCGGGAGGAACUCGAAAAUAAAACACAGUCAACCAAGUACAACAACGAGGUACGAACCUGGACUAUGAAGUACGCUCUUCUGCCGUGGAUAAAUGCCGUCGGCGCGAAAGACAGGGUCCAGGACGGCGAUACUUCUGCAGCAGUGACUUCGGUCUGGCAGGAAACAGCCCGUCUAUAUUUACAGGCAAAUGCGAAGGAGAUUAUGCAUUCGUCUAAGCAAGCAUCCUCCAAGUCGAAGAAGUCGGCGUUACAGACCACCGCCACGCUUAUCGGCACCGCUCUCCAGACCCAGGAAUAUUUAUAUUAGAAAAGACAAGGAACUCCUAACGAUAGGCUGGGACGGAUUGCGGCGCAGAGUCUCCGGGAAGACUCUGACAUGCAGUGCGAAAGUUUGGAAUAUGGAAGACUCUUUUAUCUUACGAAUCCCAUCCAUUUGAUUGGCGAAUAUGCGGCACAAACUUGACCUUUAGUUCAGCAAACUUGAGUAAAGGCGCACGAGAGCCUAGCAUCAGCCGCAACAAGAACGUG